AUGGCUGGUUGCAUGUUCAACACACCUUACCUCCACCGCAUUUCACGCUACCGAGACGCGUCGGAAGCGCGCGAUGCCGCAAUUUCGCGCUUCCGCCGUCGCAUCCGUGCGUGGCGCCCAGCUCCACCAUCUCAAUCCUCCCUGCUCAGCAACAACCUGCUGUUCCUGUCCCAAUCCCCCCUGCUGCUGUCCCGAUCCCUCCUGCAGGCUGGAUUCGCUGGGGACGAUGCUCCCCGCGCCGUCUUUCCCAGCAUCGUGGGCCGCCCACGUCACCAUGACGUCAUGAUAGGGAUGGGGCAGAAGGACGCGUACGUGGGUGACGAGGCACACAGCAAGCGCGGCAUUCUGACCAUCAAGUACCCCAUCGAGCAUGGCAUCGUGAGCAACUGGGAUGACAUGGAGCGCGUGUGGGCGCACACCUUCUACAACGAGCUGCGCGUGUCCCCCGAGGAGCACCCCGUGCUGCUCACCGAGCCGCCGCUCAACCCCAAGGCCAACCGCGAGCGCAUGGUGCUCAUCAUGAUGGAGUCGUUUCAUGUCCCUGCUGUCUAUGUGGCCAUUCAGGCCGUGCUCAGCCUCUACUCCUCCGGCCGCACCACAGGCGACGGUGUCUCCCACGUGGUGCCCAUCUUCGAGGGCUACACGCUGCCACAUGCCAUCCACCGAUUGGACCUCGCGGGCCGUGACGUCAGCAGCCACCUGGCAAUGCUGCUGACAGAGCGAGGCUACUCCUUCACCACCUCAGCAGAGAGGGAAAUCGUACGAGACAUUAAGGAGAAGUUGUGCUAUGUGGCAGAGGACUAUGAGAAAGAGCUUGCCAUGGUUGAGAGCGGUGGAGUAGGAGUGGGAGGAGUGAGAAAGAAAGGAGCGGAGGAGAGCGGGAGUGGAAAGAAGAAGGGUGGGAAGUCCGAGAGGGAGAUGCCGAGCGGUAGUGCCGACACUGCCGCUGCUGCUGCUGCUGCUGCUGCUACCACUCUAGACAAGACCUACGAGCUGCCCGACGGGCAGGUGAUAACAAUCGGUUCGGAGCGGUUCCGCGCGCCGGAAAUCCUCUUCUCGCCCUCCCUGGUGGGCAUGGAAGCACCAGGCCUGCACGAGGCAGCAUACAAUACCAUCAUGAAGUGCGAUGUGGAUGUGCGGAGGGACCUGUAUGCAAACAUUGUGCUGAGUGGCGGCUCUUCUAUGUUCCCGGGGAUGCCUGAGAGGAUGCAGAGGGAGGUGGGCAGCUUGGCUCCUGGGAGUGUGCGCGUGCGUGUGGUGGCGCCUCCUGAGAGGAAGUACAGUGUGUGGAUCGGCGGGUCUAUCCUUGCGUCUCUCACCACGUUUGAACAGGUGGGUGCUACGGGAUGCGACAGGCUUGGGUUGGGGGUGGUAUGGGAUAUGUGGGUGCUAUGGGGUGCAUGCGUGUGCGUGUGGUGGCGCCUCCCGAGCGCAAGUAUAGUGUGUGGAUUGACGGGUCUAUCCUUGCGUCGCUGA
Closterium sp. Yama58-4 is the source of this 1476-nucleotide messenger RNA. NCBI's taxonomy places the organism in Eukaryota, Viridiplantae, Streptophyta, Zygnematophyceae, Desmidiales, Closteriaceae. The record is from the annotation of a GenBank genome assembly.